This is a messenger RNA of Coregonus sp. 'balchen', 3018 nucleotides long. The record is from the annotation of a GenBank genome assembly. Lineage: Eukaryota; Metazoa; Chordata; Actinopteri; Salmoniformes; Salmonidae.
GUGGUAUCUGUGAGUUUUGAGGAGGAUGAGGAGGGCAACCUGUGUCUCAUAGCAUACCCCCUGCAAAGUGACUCUGGGGUGGGGGACCUGGAGAAUAUAGACCCGUCGGUCAAUGGUGAGCCCAACAGCAAGAUGCUGCAGUGGGGCAUGAAGCAGCUGUCUGCCCAGAGUCUGCUGGACUCACGCAAAGACAAGGACAAGAGGUGAGAGACGAGACAGAGUCGGAUGCACUUGAAAAACUGUUACAGAGACCUACUGAGAUACACCGAUAAAGAGACAUACAGGCCACCAGAGCUGGUGAGCGUUAUGAUGAACACACGCAAUCACUGACACCCAUUUUGAGUGUUAUACCGUAUUUGUGCGUCUCUCAGCGAUGUUCUAUCGAUUCCCGGGGUCAUUUCAUGAGCUAUUCGUAGUUCAAGCUGACAGAAAUACAGCCGGUAUGAUGCAAACGCAUCAUACCGGCUGUAUUUCUGCCUGCUUGAACAGCGAAUAGCUCAGAUACACAUUAAAACAUGAAAUGACCCUGGGAAUCGAUAGAACAUUGCUCAGAGUACGAUAUAAUAUUCAAAAUGGGUGAAUAUUUCCUUUAACUCAUACACUGGCUCACACAAGCACACAUACACACAGACAAACAUAUAAACCACUCUAAAAUACGCACACUGAAAUACAAGCAGGCAGGCCCCACCUGGUGUGAGUAGCUAAUGGUGAGGCUGUGGCCAGACUGUCUCAGGCGUCGCUCCAGAAGUGUUCCAUUGGGUUGAGAUCUGGUGACUGAGAUACAUACACAAACACACUGCUUAAAAACCCCUAUGCUCCUUUGAGACCCCUUUUUCAAAGUCACUGAGAUCUCUUCUUCUAGUCAAAAUAAUGAGCAACUGGACAUUUUUAUACAUGACCCUAAGUAUGAUGGGAUGUUAAUUGCUUAAUAUACUCAGGAACCACGCCUGUGUGGAAGCACCUGCUUUCAAUAUAUUUUGUGUUCCUCAUUUACUCAAGUGUUUCCUUUAUUUUGGAAGUUACCUGUAUGUCCUGUUCUCUCUGCUACCGCACGGCAAGCGGUACCGGAGCGCCAAGUCUAGGUCCAAAAGGCUUCUCAACAGCUUCUACCCCCAAGCCAUAAGACUCCUGAACAGCUAAUCAAGGCUACCCGGACUAUUUGCACUGCCCCCCCCCCACCCCCACCCCAUAUUUUUACGCUGCUGCUACUCUGUUAAUUAUUUAUGCAUAGUCACUUUAACUCUACCCACAUGUACAUAUUACCUCAACUACCUCAACUAGCCGGUGCCCCCGCACAUUGACUCUGCACCGGUACCCCCCUGUAUAUAGCCUCCCUACUGUUAUUUUAUUUUACUUCUGCUCUUUUUUUCUCAACACUUUUUUGUUGUUGUUGUUUUAUUUUACUUUUUUAUUAAAAAAUAAAUGCAUUGUUGGUUAAGGGCUGUAAGUAAGCAUUUCACAGUAAUGUCUACACCUGUUGUUUUCGGCACAUGUGGCAAAUCAAAUUUGAUUUGAUUUGUUGAGACACAUUGUAGGUUCUAGAAUGUAAGCUUCAUGCCCCCCACCCCUCCUGACUCCCCUCUCUUCCUCUCUCCCCCAGUCAUAAGCCUGAGGGGGAGGUGCUGGAGAUGGAGCUGGAGUGGCUGCAGCAGGAGGAGGUGCCUCUGGGACGCAGCAACGCCAUCCAACACAACCCCUGGAGACUCAAACUCCAACAAAAACACCUGCAGAGGAUGAAGGAGAACGCCAAGCACCGCAACCAGUACAGUAUCCUUUCUGUGUGGAACAACCACUUUGAACAUCAGGCCAUCCAGCACCUGCCUGCAAAGUUUGUCCAUGUACUGUACCUAACGUAUUACUGUGUAGAACUGCCUAUUUCUUCGCUCUGCAGAAUCUUGUGCCCAAAGUAUACUUCCAAUCUUACAGAUAAUCCACUUGUGACAUCUGUGUAUUUGUAAGGGAAGUGAUUGGUGUCCGGUCCAUCUGAUGAAUUAGUGUCUGCUGAUAGGGAUUCAGGUCUUCCUACUACAUUAGUGUAGAGUUAAGUCUCCAACCAGGUCCAUUAGGAAUAUGAUGUGAUUCUCCUGUAGCCAGAGGCUCCUUGACUCAGGACCCCUUCCCAGAAUUCAUCCUGCUGGAGAACCUGACGUGGCGUCAAACGGUUCCGUGCGUGCUGGACCUGAAGAUGGGCACACGGCAGCAUGGUGACAACGUGUCCGAGGAGAAGAAGGUCAUGCAAAUCCGCAAGUGCCAGCAAAGCACCUCUGCCUCCAUUGGAGUACGCCUCUGUGGCAUGCAGGUGGGCACAAUGUUAAAUUGUGUGUUAUUGAAGAGCCUGAAAUUAUCUCUUGGGGAGGCAUAGCUUAGUUCUAGUUCAGAAUGAAAGGGAAUAAAUGUGUUUCUGAACCCCUCCAUCUCCUACCUCUCUCUCAGGUGUACCAGUCAGACUCUGGUCAGCUCAUGUUCAUGGAUAAGUACAUUGGGCGUAAACUGACCCUGUCGGGCUUCAAGGAGGCUCUGUUCCAGUUCUUCCAUGACGGGAGGCGUCUGCGGCGCGAGCUGCUCUCCCCGGUGCUGCGGAGGCUCAGGGAGAUGCAGGCGGCCCUCGAGUGCUGUGAGUCCUACCGUUUCUAUUCCUCCUCCCUGCUCAUCAUCUACGACGGUGAGCCGCCCCGCACACACCCAUGCAGAGGCCCCGAGGGCGGUCUGUCUGAGGAGGAGGAAGAGGAGGAAGGGGAGAAAGAUGAAGAGGCAAGUGCGUUCGGGUUGCCCCGCAGCAGUAGCAGUAGUAGUGGUAGCACUGGUGGUGGACGCCUGGCAGUCCGAUCUGAUACAGGCCCUGGGCUGGCGGUGGACGUGAGGAUGAUUGACUUUGCCCACACCACGUGCCCUGACUAUGUGGAGGACAGUGUGGUGCAUGAGGGCCAGGACAGUGGCUACAUCUUCGGUCUGCAGAACCUCAUCACUAUCAUAUCCCAGCUGGAGGACCACAGCACAGACUUAAACACACACAUAGUC